GAAUUUUUGGGAAAUAUAUUAUAACCUAAAAAUUUCUGAAUUGGAAAACAAUCAGGAGAAAAGAAUCGUCACAUAUAAAAAGAAUGCCUUUAACUGCAAAACACUUGCUAAUAACAGGCCCGCCAGGUAUAGGAAAAACCACCCUCAUACAAAAGAUACACGUAAAGUUAAAGGAACGGGGAAUUCCUGUAAUUGGCUUUUAUACUGAAGAACUACGAAAUCAAUUCAAGAGGCGUGAAGGUUUCGAUGUGGUGACUUUAGAUGGAAAACGCGGGAGGUUGGCCAGAACAUCAGAGCGUGUGCUAGCCGACGAUCCUCGAACGUGCAGAGUCGGACAGUAUUAUGUUUUUCCCGAUGAGUUUGAAAAUUUGGUUCUUCCAAUGUUCAAAGAUGUGAAGGAGACGGUGUUGGUGAUUGAUGAGAUUGGAAAAAUGGAGUUAUUUAGUAAGAAAUUUGCGCAAGAGGUUCGAAAUGUAUUUCAAAGGACAGAUUUAUGUAUUUUAGCGACUGUUCCUAUUAAAAGUGGAGGAUUGCCACUUAUUGAAUUCUUAACUUCGAAUAACAAAGUUCUCACAGUUUCUCAAGAUAAUCGCAAUACAUUAUUGAAUGAGAUAUGUGAUGUUCUGGAGCAGUCUAUGGUUUCAUAGAUUUUUAGUAUUACCAAUAUUUAAUGUAAUAUACUUAUUAUAAAAUUGAAAUAAACAAGUAAAUAUUAUAUGAUAUAAAUAA
Molecule: messenger RNA, 729 nt
Organism: Photinus pyralis (common eastern firefly)
Lineage: Eukaryota; Metazoa; Arthropoda; Insecta; Coleoptera; Lampyridae
Product: cancer-related nucleoside-triphosphatase homolog
Exons: 5
Coding region: 84-647 (187 amino acids)
Molecular function (GO): ATP hydrolysis activity
Source: RefSeq, a predicted model, not a curated record